AGGGGCUCGAGAAUUGCGAUCAGCCUAACAUCAUUACAUAAACAGCCUUAAAGCUAAAUAUAAAUCUCAAUCGGUGUAAUCACUACUGCUUUCUAUUUCUUUAUUUUAUUUUCCUAACCAAAGCAUAGGAAAGGUCCUAAUUUUGUUUGGACCACACACAAACAAUUACAUUUUUCAUAACUAAAGCAUGGAGUGAUCUUAAAGCUUGGUCUCACCAAAAUUAUUCACAUGACACUAAAUAUAUUCCUUAUGUAUUGUUUAUAUUUAGAAAACUUUGCAUCACAAAUAUAUUCCAUAGAAAACCUAGUAGACAAAGGAGUAUGUAGAAAAUUUAAGUUAAUGAUCGUCUUAAACUUUUGUUAAAUUGAAACAAGAGAGUGGACAUAAUCUUAAUAGAAGAAACCUUACUUAGCCCAUAAUAAUGGAUGGAAAAUGCCUCAAAGGAUACUAGCAACUUAAUGUAGGUACAUGCAUGUAUUGUUAUUCCUUGAGUUAAUUUUAUCUGUGAUAAUAAUGAUCUCAGCUUUACACGUAAUUAGCAGAUUAAUUAACCAAAACCCUUUUCUCUACCUUUUUACAUCCAUUAACUACGUACAUUCACUGCCUUUACAACCGCAAGAGCUCUUCUUCUUCUUAUUCUUCUUCUGUGUGAAUAGAGAGAGAAAGGAGAGAGAGAUGGGACUUGUUACAGUCGGAGAAUUAAAGCCAGCUUUCACAGGAAAGAGAGGGUUUCGUCUGAAUUCAAGCAUCAGACAUGCCUCUGAAUGGCCGAUAUCCGAUGUCUCUAGUGAUCUUACAGUUCAAGUUGGAUCUUCGAGUUUCUGUCUUCAUAAGUUUCCUCUUGUGUCUCGGAGUGGAAAAAUCCGAAAGCUUCUCGUGGAUCCAAAAAUCUCGAGUAUUUGUCUCUCGAAUGCUCCUGGAGGAUCUGAGGCUUUUGAGCUCGCAGCUAAGUUCUGUUAUGGAAUCAACAUUGAAAUCAACCUUCUUAAUAUAGCUAAGCUCCGUUGUGCAUCUCAUUAUCUAGAGAUGACUGAGGAUUUCUCCGAGGAGAAUCUCGCUGCGAAAACAGAACAUUUCUUGAAAGAGACAAUCUUUCCGAGUAUAUUGAAUUCCAUCAUCGUUCUACAUCACUGCGAAACCUUAAUCCCAGUCUCUGAAGAUCUCAACUUGGUUAAUCGGUUAAUCAUAGCUAUUGCCAACAAUGCCUGCAAAGAACAGCUAACAUCGGGUCUUUUAAAGCUCGAUAAUUCGUUUUCGGGUACAAAUAUUGAACCAGAAACUCCAUUAGACUGGUGGGGGAAGUCACUAGCUGUUCUGAAUCUUGAUUUCUUUCAGAGAGUUGUCUCUGCGGUUAAGUCUAAAGGGUUAAUACAAGACGUGAUCAGCAAGAUUCUGAUAAGUUACACGAAUAAGUCUCUUCAAGGGCUCAUCGUUCGCGAUCCAAAGCUGGAGAAAGAAAGGGUUCUUGAUUCAGAAUGUAAGAAGAAACAGAGAUUAAUUGUGGAAACAAUUGUGAGGUUACUUCCUACACAAGGAAGAAGAAGCUCUGUUCCAAUGGCCUUCCUUUCAAGUCUUCUCAAAAUGGUCAUCGCAACAUCAUCAUCUGCUUCUUCAGGAUCAUGUAGAUCGGAUCUAGAACGAAGAAUCGGUCUGCAAUUAGACCAAGCCAUCCUCGAAGACGUCUUGAUUCCGAUAAAUCUCAACGGAACCAACAACACGAUGUACGACAUUGAUUCAAUCUUGAGAAUCUUCUCUAUAUUCUUGAACCUCGAUGAAGAUGACGAAGAAGAAGAACAUCAUCAACGUCAAUUUAGAGAUGAAACAGAGAUGAUCUACGAUUUUGACAGCCCCGGGUCUCCAAAACAGAGCUCGAUCUUGAAAGUAUCAAAGCUAAUGGAUAACUAUCUAGCUGAGAUAGCUAUGGAUCCGAAUCUCACAACCUCAAAGUUCAUAGCUUUAGCAGAACUCUUACCAGAUCAUGCUCGUAUCGUCAGUGAUGGACUCUAUCGAGCCGUUGAUAUUUACCUCAAAGUUCAUCCAAAUAUAAAGGAUUCAGAGCGUUAUCGUCUUACAAAGACGAUAGACUCACAGAAACUAUCACAAGAAGCUUGUAGCCACGCAGCUCAAAACGAGAGAUUACCUGUGCAAAUGGCCGUACAAGUGUUGUACUUUGAACAGAUCAGACUCAGAAACGCAAUGAGCAGUGGCAUUGGUCCUACUCAGUUUCUAUUCAACAGUAACUGUCAUCAAUUUCCUCAACGGUCAGGAAGUGGAGCAGGAAGCGGAGCGAUAUCUCCUAGAGAUAACUAUGCGUCGGUGAGGAGGGAAAACAGAGAGCUAAAGCUUGAGGUUGCGAGGAUGAGGAUGAGAUUAACGGAUCUAGAGAAAGAUCACAUCUCGAUUAAACAAGAACUCGUGAAAUCCAAUCCUGGGACUAAGCUUUUCAAGUCAUUUGCUAAAAAGAUAAGCAAACUUAAUUCUCUUUUCAGUUUCAGUAGUCUUAAACCUUCCUUGAGUGGCAAGGCAAGUUCUGAGAGCCGUUUCUUGUUUCAGAGAAAAAGACGACACUCUGUUUCUUGAUUUUUAAAGAAAGCAUAUAUAGUGAAUGGGUUUUUAUCGUUGGGGAGUUUCAUUUGUGAUUGCGUGUGCAUGUAUAGCUUUCUAUAGUUGUGUUUGUGAAAUGUGAGCGAUGGUGUUUUGUCCGAUCUUUGCUAGAGACUUGUAUAAAAAUUUGCAUGUUGCGCGAGAGCAUUGCAUACUCUGGAACUCUAAUACGACACCGUUUUAUUUUGGCGUCCUA
Messenger RNA from Arabidopsis lyrata subsp. lyrata, 2800 nucleotides. RefSeq names its product BTB/POZ domain-containing protein At1g03010. NCBI's taxonomy places the organism in Eukaryota, Viridiplantae, Streptophyta, Magnoliopsida, Brassicales, Brassicaceae. The record is from RefSeq and is a predicted model, not a curated record. The transcript is spliced from 5 exons. Gene Ontology annotation, molecular function: protein binding. Bases 469 to 2580 code for a protein of 703 amino acids.